GAGGCUGCCCCGGCCCCAGCUGCAGGAGUGAAGGCAGGAGCGAGCGGCCGGAGGGGGCAGUGACGACAUGAACCUGCACCAAGUCCUGACCGGGGCCGUGAACCCCGGGGACCACUGCUUCUCCGUGGGGAGUGUGGGCGACCAGCGGUUCACGGCUUAUGCUUCUGGAUGUGAUGUUGUAAUACUGGGAAGUAAUUUUGAAAGGUUACAGAUAAUCCCUGGAGCUAAGCAUGGGAACAUUCAAGUAGGAUGCGUUGAUUGUUCAAUGCAACAAGGCAAGAUUGCAGCAUCGUAUGGAAACAUUAUCUGUGUUUUUGAGCCAGUUAACCUACUGAAACAAAAGAAUACUUCUAAUGUGGAAUUAUAUAAUCAGUGGCAGAAAAGUGGCCAAUUUUUUCUGGAGUCCAUAGCACAUAAUAUAACUUGGGAUCCUACAGGCAGUCGUCUCUUAACUGGUUCUAGUUGUUUGCAACUUUGGUCAAAUAAUAACUUGGAGAAGCAAUCUGAAGAUGAAAAUCCUGAGAAAACAGAUCUUAAUUUUGGGGACUGGCGAUGUAUCUGGCAGUGUAGGACUGCUUCUCAAGUUCAUUUAAUGAGAUUUUCACCUGAUGGAGAAUUUUUUGCUACUGCAGGAAAGGAUGACUGCCUUUUGAAGGUAUGGUAUAAUACAGAUAGCUGGCGGUCAACAGUUACCUCUCAAGAUAGAGGUCCAGAAAAACAAACACAAGGAGGAGAAGUUGACUUUUCAUUUGUUUACUUGGCACAUCCUAGAGCUGUAAAUGGAUUUUCCUGGCGGAAGACCAGCAAAUAUAUGCCUAGGGCUUCAGUAUGUAAUGUAUUGUUGACUUGCUGCAAAGAUAAUGUGUGCCGCCUAUGGGUAGAGACUUUUCUCCCAAAUGAUAGUCUCUUAUAUGAAGGAAACUACAACCAUUGGACUGAUCCAGUUAACUUAACAAAUAACUUCAAGAGGAAUGCUUCCAGUAAGGAAAGAGUUCAAAAUGCUUUAGAAGUAAACCUGAGGCAUUUUCGUAGAGGACGAAGAAGAUCACUUGCACUUGUAGCACAUACGGGUUACCUGCCACAUCAGCAGAAUCCUCAUCAGGUCCAUAGGAAUACCCCUCUGCAAGCCAAUGCACUUUGCCACUUUCAUAUUGCAGCCAGCAUCAACCCAGCCACAGACAUUCCUUUACUUCCUUCUAUUACAUCUCUCAGCCUUGGUGAGAAUGAAGAGAAGAGUGGGCCUUUUGUUGUACACUGGCUUAACAAUAAAGAAUUGCAUUUUACUUUAUCAAUGGAGGUCUUUUUACAGCAGCUUCGAAAGAGUUUUGAACAGCCACCUUCAGAAACCAGUAUGGAAGAAUCUAAUCAGGUGGAUGGAAAAUCUGAUGAAGAAACAGAUGAUGGUGUUGAUGAUCUGAAAGCAGUUCCUGAAAAAAGAGAGUUGAGUAGUGAAAAAAAUAUACCCAGUUCAGGCUGUGUACCCUUACCAUCUGCUAUUAUUGAUCAUCAGAUUGAAGUGCUUCUGUCUGAGUGGAGUAAAAAUGCAGACAUGCUUUUCAGUAUUCAUCCAGUGGAUGGUUCUUUGCUGAUUUGGCACGUGGAUUGGCUGGAUGAAUACCAGCCUGGUAUGUUUCGCCAGGUGCAGGUGUCAUUUGUUUCCAGAAUUCCAGUAGCUUUCCCUACGGGUGAUGCAAAUUCUCUCUGCAGAAGCAUAGUGAUGUAUGCUUGUACCAAGAAUGUUGACUUGGCUAUUCAGCAAGGCAAACAAAAACCCUCUGGCCUCACACGUUCCACAUCAAUGCUCAUCUCUUCUGGUCAUAGUAAAUCAACUAAUAGUUUAAAAUUAAGUAUCUUCACUCCUAAUGUCAUGAUGAUUUCAAAGCAUGCAGAUGGAUCCUUGAAUCAGUGGUUAGUCAGCUUUGCAGAAGAAUCUGCCUUUUCUACAGUGCUCAGUAUUUCCCAUAAAUCUAGAUACUGUGGUCAUCGCUUUCAUCUUAAUGACUUAGCUUGCCAUUCAGUAUUACCAUUGCUACUAACAACAUCCCAUCAUAAUGCAUUAAGGACACCUGACAUUGACAAUCAGAAACAGCCUUAUGAUACUUUAAACUCUGAGGAAAUUUCAUUAGGAGAGCAUAGUAGAAGCACUGUAGAUGUAACGUUCCAGGAUCCAAAUGCAGUUUAUAGUGAACUUAUUCUUUGGAGGGUUGAUCCAGUUGGGCCAUUGUCUUUUUCUGGAGGUGUUUCAGAACUUGCAAGGAUUAAUUCUCUUCAUGUUUCGGCCUUUUCCAAUGUGGCAUGGCUACCUACCCUCAUACCUAGUUACUGUCUAGGUGCUUAUUGCAACUCUCCUAGUGCUUGCUUUGUGGCAAGUGAUGGACAAUAUUUGAGAUUGUAUGAAGCUGUCACUGAUGCCAAAAAACUUCUAUAUGAGCUAUCCAACCCAGAAAUUUCUAAAUAUGUUGGUGAAGUGUUUAACAUUGUAAGUCAACAAUCAACAGCGAGACCAGGAUGCAUUAUUGAGUUAGAUCCCAUUACUGAACUUCAUGGCAGAAAAACACAGCUACUUCAUGUUUUUCAAGAAGACUUCAUUUUGAAUAGCCUGGAGAAGAAAAGUCUGGGAAAGGGCAACAUUUUAUCUGAUUCUGAUCAAGGCAUGGCAUCUUUCACCUGUAACCCUGCAGUGUUUAAUUUCUACAAUUACCUCAGGACACAUCCACUUUUGCUGAGACGCCAUUUUGGUUCUUCUGAUGCAUCUUCCACACAAAUAUGCUUAACAGGAGAAAAUGGAUUAGCAGGAAAAAUUAAUUUAUGUGAAAGAAGAUUGUUUUUCACCACUGCACAUGCUCACUUAAAAGCUGGUUGUCCGAUGUUGGCUUUAGAGGUAUUAUCAAAAAUGCCUAAAGUCAUCAAGAAGACAAAACUUUUUUACAGAACUUGUAGUUUUCCCGAUACCAGUAAAGAUUGUUCUCCUUCUUCUCCAUUAAGGUUGGAUACAAAGGAUUAUAAAUCAUCUAGUAUUGAUUGGUCAGAGUGUGUGAUAAAUGGUUUGAGAUCUUCUUCAGAUGGUUUAUCAGAUAAACAAUCAAAUUCUACUCUUUCAUUUGACUGGAGCCAACCAAGUGUUGUUUUCAAGGAUGAAUCUUUAGACCUAAAGUGGGAUAGUGAUAAUGAUGAGGAAAAUGAAGACACACCUCUUUCAAUGAAAGAACUAAAACCUUCACAGAUAAAAGUGGAUGAAAAGAUAAAUGAAACAAAUUCCAGCUACACAGACUCUUUCAGCACAGAUGAAAGUGAUAUAUUAAGUCCAUCAGAAGAUGUCAUUGCUGUACAGUUGAAAUUUAGAGCAUGUUUAAAGAUUCUUACAAUAGAGUUGCGAACAUUAUCCACUGGUUAUGAAAUAGAUGGUGGGAAAUUGAGGUACCAGCUAUACCACUGGCUGGAAAAAGAGGUGGUGGCUCUUCAGAAGGCUUGUGACUAUUGUUCCGAUGUGGAGGAUGUACAGUCUGUAUUUAGUGAAAAUAUGGAUGAAGCUAUAUUAAAUGAAAAUACAAAAGAUUUAUUUGAUCAACCAAAAGUAAAUCAAUUGAGAGAUAAUUUCCAGAAGAGACGACAAUGGCUUUUGAAGUAUCAGUCCCUUCUAAGGAUGUUCCUUAGUUACUGUAUACUGCAUGGGUCUCAUGGUGGUGGCCUUGCCUCUGUGAGAAUGGAAUUGAUUCUACUUUUACAAGAAUCUCAGCAGGAAACAUUAGAACCAAUUUUUCCUGGGCCUCUGCCAGAUCAGACCUCAAUACCUCUCCUCUUUGCAUGUACAGCCAGUGCCAAAACAGUAGUUGCCAAUCCUCUAUUGCACCUUAGUAAUUUGACCCAUGAUAUACUAUAUGCUAUAAUAAACCUUGAUUCACCACCCCAUCCUGACACCCAAAACAAUAAAGUAUAUGUAAUGCAUACUUUAGCAGCAUCUCUCUCUGCUUGUAUUUAUCAGUGUCUUUGUGGUGGCCAUAACUAUAGUUCAUUGCAAACAAAUCAGUUUACUGGAAUGGUAUACCAGACAUUGCUAUUUCCUCACCAGCACUGCUUGAAAACAAGCUUAGAUGAAACAAUAACUCCCAAUACAUCUCCAGCUCAAUGGCCAGGAAUUACUGCUCUUAUUCGCCUUUUGAAUUCUGCUGGGGAGGAAGCUCAGUCGGGACUUACAGUUUUGCUUUGUGAAAUUCUCACAGCAGUUUAUCUUAGUCUCUUCAUCCAUGGUCUGGCAACACAUUCUAGUAAUGUGCUAUUUCGGAUUGUGGCCCAUCCUCUAAAUGAAAAAAUGUGGUCUGCUGUAUUUGGUGGAGGAGCACAUAUUCCCAGCAAAGAACAAACAUCAUCAAAAGCUGUAACUGUUUCUUCUCCAGCUGAAGAUGGUGAAAAACAGCACAAACGAUCUAGGCCAUCGAGAACAUCUUCCAAAGAGUGCCUUCUGCAGAACUCUUCCUCACCUAGAGGAGAACAGGAGUCUUUGACUUAUAAGGAAAAAUUUAUUCCUCCUGAGCUUAGUAUCUGGGAUUAUUUCAUAGCAAAGCCUUUUUUACCACCUUCCCAAAGUAGAGCAGAAUAUGAUUCAGAAGAGAGUCAGGAAAGUGGUGAUGAUGAGGAUGAGGAUGGUGAUGAAGAUGUUUUAACUUCAGAUUAUCAACUCCAAGAGCAUGCUAAUUCAAAUUCAUACAGUUGGUCAUUGAUGCGACUGGCUAUGGUGCAGUUGGUGCUGUAUAAUUUGAAGACUUUCUAUCCAUUGGCUGGUCAUGAUCUUUCAGAGCUUCCAGUUAGCUCACCACUGUGUCAUGCAGUUCUGAAAGCUCUUCAGUGCUGGGAACAAGUCCUCCUCCGAAGGCUUGAAAUACAUGGUGGGCCACCUCAAAAUUAUAUUUCAAUUCAUACCUCUGAGGAGAGUUUGUCCGGAGGUCCUGCAAUUCUUCGCCAUAAAGCUUUGCUUGAACCUACAAACACCCCUUUUAAAUCCAAACAUCAUCUGGCACUGUCUGUGAAGAGACUUUGGCAGUACUUGGUGAAACAGGAAGAAAUUCAAGAAACUUUUAUCAGAAAUAUAUUUACUAAGAAGAGAUGCCUAAAUGAGAUAGAAGCUGAAUUGGGUUUCCCAGGAGGUAAAGCAAGAAUUAUCCAUAAAGAAUCUGACAUUAUUACUGCUUUUGCUGUUAAUAGAGCAAAUAGAAAUUGCAUAGCAAUAGCUUCCAGUCAUGAUAUUCAAGAACUGGAUGUAUCUGGAAUUCUGGCUACACAAAUCUAUACCUGGGUGGAUGAUGAAAUAGAACUUGAAACAAAAGGGUCUGAUGAUUUCUUAGUUAUACAUGCCCGUGAUGAUCUAGCAUCUGUGCAAGGUACUACACCGUAUACGCAUAGCAAUCCUGGAACUCCAAUCAAUAUGCCUUGGCUUGGUAGUACACAGACUGGCAGAGGGGCAUCUGUGGAAUAUGCCAAUAAAUUUAAUGGAAUCAGAAAGGAAUUGGCAAGAAAGGAGAUGAUUAAGAAAACUAUUAAUAAUGUCAGAAGAAUGGCUUCACAUCCAACACUACCUUAUUAUCUGACAGGAGCCCAAGAUGGAAGUGUUAGAAUGUUUGAGUGGGGUCAUUCCCAACAAAUAACCUGUUUUCGGUCUGGCGGCAAUUCAAGGGUGACAAGAAUGAGAUUUAACCAUCAAGGAAACAAGUUUGGAAUUGUUGAUGCUGAUGGCUAUAUAAGUUUGUAUCAGACCAACUGGAAGUGUUGUCCAGUUACUGGAAAUACUCCUAAGCCAUAUUUGACAUGGCAGUGUCAUAACAAAACAGCCAAUGAUUUUGUUUUCAUCAGUUCCUCUUCUCUGAUAGCCACAGCAGGUCUCUCAACUGAUAACAGAAACAUAUGUUUGUGGGAUACUCUUGUGGCACCUGCAAAUAGCUUGGUACAUCCUUUUACCUGCCAUGAUAGUGGUGCUACAGUGCUUGCAUAUGCUCCAAAACAUCAGGUGUUAAUAUCAGGAGGCAGAAAAGGUUUUACAUCGGUAUUUGAUCUUCGCCAACGACAGCAGAGACAAUUUUUCCAAAGCCAUGAUUCUCCAGUGAAAGCAAUUGCUGUAGAUCCAACUGAAGAGUAUUUUGUUACAGGAUCUGCAGAAGGCAAUAUAAAGAUUUGGAGCCUAUCUACCUUUAAUCUUCUCCACACUUUUAUCAAUGAACAUGCUCGGCAAUCCAUUUUCAGAAACAUUGGAACUGGAGUAAUGCAAAUUGAGACAGGGCCAGCCAAUCACAUUUUCUCUUGUGGAGCUGAUGGAACAGUGAAGAUGAGAAUCUUACCUGAUCGAUUUAGUCCAUUAAAUGAAAUGUUGAAAAAUGAUGUGAAAUUCAUGCUCUAGCGUUCUUUUCAAUAAUAUAAAUUCUUAUGAACAUAUUUCAUAAAAGUGGCCAACAGAUAUAAUGUACAGUAAUUACUUUGUAGUUGUUGUCACAAAAUAAGCUUUUGCUCUCUUAUGUUUAUAUUUAUUUCAUGUACCUUUACCCUUGAUGCACUGAUGCCUUAAAAAUUAACAAGGUUAUUCAGAAUUUGAUUAUAUUGCCUAAAGUAGUCUGUAUAAGCAACUGUAAUAAUAUAUAUAUGCAUAUAUAUUUAUGAUAUAUAUGGCAUGGUGUUAAAAGCAUUUUUUUCUUUUGUUUUUUUUGGGGGGGGAGAAACAACAAACCUUCUAUAGGCAUCUGUGCAGGGAAUCCCUUGUUUUUCAAUGAAAAUCAGCCUUUUUAUCUAAAGGCUGAAACAUCUAAUAAACAUCACCACCAAUCCCUUA
Messenger RNA from Vombatus ursinus (common wombat), 6811 nucleotides. RefSeq names its product Dmx like 1 (gene DMXL1). Gene Ontology annotation, biological process: vacuolar acidification. The record is from RefSeq and is a predicted model, not a curated record. Bases 68 to 6385 code for a protein of 2105 amino acids. Lineage: Eukaryota; Metazoa; Chordata; Mammalia; Diprotodontia; Vombatidae. Gene Ontology annotation, molecular function: protein binding. The transcript has 36 exons. Gene Ontology annotation, cellular component: RAVE complex.